AUGGCACCGUUGACGCGAUAUAGAUGGGGAGAUGACUGGGAGGCGACCGAGACAAAGGAUAUGAUCAAAGAGUACUACGAGCAAAGGUCCUGCGUCUCAGGGACACUGAUCAUCAGUGAGGCAACCAUCGUCGCGAAGAAUGCAGUCGGCCGCCGUAAUUGUCCUGGAAUCUGGUCGAAGAACCAAAUAGAAUCCUGGAAAGCAAUCACAACAGCAGUUCAUGACAAAGGCUGUGUGAUCUUCUGCCAACUAUGGCAUCAAGGACGAGCCGCUGCUCCAAGAAUUCUACGAUCUGAGGGCUACGAAAUGCUAUCAUCGAGUACAGUUCCUAUGAGCCCGAGAAGCGAAACACCAAAAGCAAUGACAGAAGAUGACAUUUCGAGUGUGAUUCAAGAUUACGCCAGCGCAGCCCGAAACGCAAUAGCAGCCGGCUUCGAUGGCGUCGAAAUCCACGGAGCAAAUGGCUAUCUACCUGAUCAGUUCUUACAAACGACAUGUAACAAGCGAACAGACAGCUGGGGAGGAAGUAUCCCCAACCGCGCCCGUUUCCAUCUCGAAGUCACAAAAGCUGUCAUAGAAGCCAUCGGCGCCGACAGAACAGCCCUACGACUCAGUCCUUAUAGCAGUUUCGGAGGAAUGUUAAUGAAUGACCCCGAACCGACUUUCGAAUACUUACUCCAAAACCUCAAAUCUCUAAAAUUGGCAUACCUCCAUCUCAUCGAAGCACGAAUCAAAGGCAACGAUGACUCGGAUUGUGGAGGUCAGAAAUCAGUAGACUGGAUGGUCAAAGCAUGGGACAAUGCUACUCCUGUUCUUCUGAAUGGUGGGUUUAAUGCUGAGACAGCGAAAGAGGCUGUGAAUGUGAAAUACAAAGAGCAAGAUGUUGUUAUUGUGUUCGGGCGAUAUUUUGUGAGUAAUCCAGAUCUUGUUUAUCGGAUUAGGGAGGGUGUGAAGUUUGAGCCUUAUGAGAGGAAGGUGUUUUAUACGCCGAAGAAGAAGGAGGGGUAUGUGGAUUAUGGGUUUAGUAGGGAGUAUUUGCAAGUUUAG
This is a messenger RNA of Cercospora beticola, 1047 nucleotides long. Its product is annotated as alkene reductase. Gene Ontology annotation, molecular function: NADPH dehydrogenase activity; FMN binding. NCBI's taxonomy places the organism in Eukaryota, Fungi, Ascomycota, Dothideomycetes, Mycosphaerellales, Mycosphaerellaceae. The record is from RefSeq and is a predicted model, not a curated record.